This is a messenger RNA of Desarmillaria tabescens, 1341 nucleotides long. RefSeq lists its product as uncharacterized. Gene Ontology annotation, molecular function: guanine deaminase activity; zinc ion binding. The record is from RefSeq and is a predicted model, not a curated record. Gene Ontology annotation, cellular component: cytosol. Bases 1 to 1341 code for a protein of 446 amino acids. Gene Ontology annotation, biological process: guanine metabolic process. NCBI's taxonomy places the organism in Eukaryota, Fungi, Basidiomycota, Agaricomycetes, Agaricales, Physalacriaceae. The transcript is spliced from 5 exons.
AUGCUAGUAAGAGGAACCUUCGUUCACUGCCUGAGUUCUUCUGGUUUGGAGAUCCUGCAUGAUUAUCUGCUAGCUGUCAAUGAUCUUGGUUUUAUCACUCAUUUCGACGCCGCCGCCUCUUCCCAGUCGACACAGCUUCUCGUCAACACAGACGAACUGCCUUUGCAGCUACCAGAAGGUAGUUUUCUUCUACCAACGUUUUGCGACCUCCAUCUACAUGCGCCCCAGUUCCUUUAUCAAGGAAAUGGACUCCAUUUGCCUCUGAUGGAAUGGCUGAAUGAAUACGCGUUCAAGGCCGAGGAACGCCUUGACGCAGACUCUGCACUGGCCCGAAGUGCGUAUACCCGACUCGCUGAGCGAUUAGUAGAGAAUGGUACUGGAGCCGUUUUGCUCUUCGGAACCAUCAAGGAGGAAACCAAUCUCAUUCUCGCCGACGUUAUGAACAGGGCGGGAAUUCGUGCUUUUGUGGGUAAACUUUCGAUGGACCAAUCCUCUCGCCUAUCAUAUAUCGAAGCAUCUGCCGAAAUUUCCCUUGAUGCUGCACGAUCCUUCGUUGGCAAGAUAAAGUCCACAUAUACUUCGUCCCGUUUGAUAGAACCAGUAAUAACACCAAGAUUUGUUCCUACAUGCUCGGACGCCCUGCUUAAAGGCCUAGGUGAUUUGGUGGCAUCCCAAGACCUUCGAAUUCAGAGUCAUCUCGCGGAGUCUCACGAUCAGGUCGAAGCGGUGCGAUCAGAACGAGGGGAAGAGGACCUUUUCGUCUUUCAUCGCAACAAUCUUCUGACUCCUCGGACAAUACAAGCCCACUGCACGUUUCUUGACGUCCCUUCGCUUUCGCAGCUUCGCGAGUGCGGUACAGCCGUAGCGCACUGUCCUUUAUCCAAUGCGUAUUUCUCCGCGGAGCCCUUUCGCCUUCGGGAAGCCCUUGAUCAAGGACUGAAGAUAGGGUUGGGCACCGAUGUGGCAGGGGGAUACAGUCUUGAUAUCAUGAACGCCAUGAGGCAAGCUGUUGUCACUUCCAGAAUGCGCCAAGGUUUGAAUAUCAUGAACUCUGGAUCCGAACCCUCCUUGGCUGUAGACUGGAUCGAGUCCCUUUUUCUUGCUACUCGCGGAGGUGCGAUAUCCCUCGGUCUCCCUACUGGCUGCGGAUCGUUUCAGGUGGGCGCACCUUUCGAUGCCCAACAAAUCUCGCUUUGGGAUGCACCGACUCGUGUUGGGACGGGCGCCCUCGAUUUCUUUGACUAUCCUGUGAAGAUCACCCCCGAGGUGAUGGAGAAAUGGUGGUGUUUGGGCGACAAUCGUAAUCGCACAAGUAUGUGGGUUCAAGGCAUCAAGUUGUAA